Molecule: messenger RNA, 1274 nt
Organism: Eufriesea mexicana
Lineage: Eukaryota; Metazoa; Arthropoda; Insecta; Hymenoptera; Apidae
Product: traB domain-containing protein
Exons: 7
Coding region: 31-1266 (411 amino acids)
Source: RefSeq, a predicted model, not a curated record
GUCUUAUAAGAAAUUUUAAAUCAAUUUGAUAUGAACUGCAAGGUAAGGGAAAAUGCUCUGCUUCCAAGAUUACAUUGUAUAGUUGAUGCAAAAGAUACUAACAAUGAUACAAGUUUACAUAUCCAAAAUUCAUCUGAAAAAGUAAUUAGUAAUGAAUUGCAAAUAGAUAUGCAGUCAGUCAAUAAAUUUGAAAAUGAGCUGGAUGUUGCAGGACUUUUUGUAGAUAAUAAAAAAGGACAGUGUAAAGAAGCUGUUGGUCAUCAAUUAAGAUUUAAAAUUCACAGUGAAAGUAAUAAAGAUAAUGAUACUAAUGCUUCAAUUCAAUCAGAAUAUGAUGCAAGUAUAGAUGAAAAAUUACCAGAAACAGUGACAUUACUCACUACACCGGAAGGAGGAAAACUUUAUCUAGUAGGCACAGCACAUUUUAGUGUUAAAAGUCAAAAUGAUGUUGCAAUGAUCAUUCAGGCUGUACAGCCUCAUAUAGUUGCAGUUGAGUUAUGUGAAGCUAGAAUUAACAUCAUAAACAUUACUGAGGAAGCUAUAUAUCAUAAUACAAAAGAGUUAGAUAUCAGUAGAUUAAUUGAAAUAUUGAAAUGUUAUGGAGUUUAUUAUGGAUUGUUACACAUUGUAUUAUACCGCAUGAUGGCUCGUCUUGUCAAGGAAUUUGGAAUGCCACCAGGUGGUGAAUUUCGUACAGCAUUUAAAGAGGCAAAAAAAAUACCAAAUUGCAUUAUACAAUUAGCUGAUCGUUCAAUUAAUGUGACAUUCUUACGUGCAUUGAGACAAUUAUCAUGGUGGGAAAUUAUAAAACUUAUAUGGUUAAUUAUACAGUCAGACUCCUGCAUCAGUAUACAAGAUAUAGAGCACUAUAAACAAAAGUGUGUAUUAAAGCAAAUGAUUUUAUCAUUGAAAGAAAAGUAUCCAGCAAUAGAGAAAACAUUUAUCACAGAAAGAGACAUAUAUCUUACAUACCAUCUUCAGGAGGCCAUUGCAGCUCAACUUACUUCAAAACAGUCACCAAGAGUCGUAGCAGUUGUUGGCAUAGGACAUACUGAUGGAAUUAUUAAGAACUGGGGAAAAGUGGAAGCUUCUGAUAUAUUGCCUAUUAUGUGGGUGCCUCCCGAACGUUUAUCAAGCAAGAUAUUUGCAUAUGCAAUUAGAGCUUCUUUUUGGGGAGCUACAAUUUAUGUGGGAUAUAAAAUUAUCCCACUACCUUCUACUAAUGUACUGAAAUCAAUCAGAGCGUCGAUUGCGCGACUAUUAUAGGCCAGUGU